Molecule: messenger RNA, 1475 nt
Organism: Cucumis melo (muskmelon)
Lineage: Eukaryota; Viridiplantae; Streptophyta; Magnoliopsida; Cucurbitales; Cucurbitaceae
Exons: 10
Coding region: 225-1310 (361 amino acids)
Source: RefSeq, a predicted model, not a curated record
AUAGCUCUAAAGUUCGAAAGAGAGAACAUAAACGAACCUUUCAUGAUUUGUGUUCUUCAAAGGAUCUCUCUUUUCCGCGUUCCAAAAUCUCUCGGAUUCUCUCAUUUUCAUAAUUGAAUCUUCUCUUAUCCUUUGACUUCAGUCAGUAAAACUUUAUCAUGGCGAGGAAGACAGAGGAACUUUAUCUACUUUUUGGACUGUAAGAGCACAUUUGUAAUGGUGGAAUGGAAAGAAAUACAAUAGAUGACUUUGAACCAGGUCCACUUCCUUCGCCCAGGCAAUUAGACAGGUUUGGAUUCUUAAAAAAGGAACAGAAUAGUUCUUCAGAUGCUUUAACCAAGAACAGGUCCACCGUAAACGAGAGGGAGGAAAGAAGAGUUAGAAAAUGGAGGAAAAUGAUUGGAGUUGGAGGGAGUGACUGGAAGCAUUAUGUUAGGAGAAAGCCAAAUGUUGUUAAAAGGCGUAUAAGGAAAGGUAUUCCCGAUUGUUUAAGGGGUCUUGUUUGGCAGUUGAUUUCUGGAAGUCGAGACUUGCUGUUGAUGAAUCCUGGAGUCUAUGAGCAAUUGGUAAUAUAUGAGACAUCAGCCUCUGAAUUGGAUAUCAUUCGUGAUAUCUCUCGUACCUUUCCUUCACACGUCUUCUUCCAGCAGAGACAUGGACCUGGUCAAAGAUCUCUCUACAAUGUCUUAAAGGCAUAUUCGGUUUUUGAUAGGAAUGUUGGAUAUGUUCAGGGAAUGGGAUUUUUAGCUGGUUUGUUGCUUCUCUAUAUGAGUGAAGAGGAUGCAUUCUGGCUGUUGGUGGCAUUACUUAAAGGUGCAGUUCAUGCUCCAAUGGAAGGAUUGUAUCUGGCGGGGCUUCCUCUAGUGCAGCAGUACCUAUUUCAAUUUGAUAACCUUGUGAGAGAGCAGCUGCCUAAGCUUGGAGAGCAUUUUACUCGGGAGAUGAUAAAUCCUAGCAUGUACGCGAGCCAAUGGUUUAUUACUGUUUUCUCUUACUCUUUUCCCUUCCAUUUGGCCCUACGAAUUUGGGAUGUCUUUCUUUAUGAGGGUGUUACUAUUGUCUUCAAAGUUGGUUUGGCUCUUCUAAAGUACUGCCAUGAUGACUUGGUAAAAUUGCCGUUUGAAAAACUCAUACAUGCUUUGCGAAAUUUCCCGGAGGAUGCAAUGGAUCCAGAUACAUUAUUGCCCAUGGCUUACUCAAUUAAAGUAUCGAAGCAGCUGGAGGAAUCGAAACAACUGUAUGAGUCGAAGCAUGUGAAAGAGAUUCAAGAUGAAGGCGAUGCAAAUGGGAAACAAGAACAGCUGCAGUGAAGGUUUCUUUUCUCAAUUCUCAAGGGAACCAAAGUGUAUCCAAUGUGAAAACGUAAUACAAUUUUUCUUUUUUUCUCUUUUGUUAUGAUAUCUCUCUGCGCUUAUGAAUCUGUGUAGGAUGUAAAGUAAAUGAUGCAUUUGCAAUUGCAUAGUCGUUAUUUAUCA